Messenger RNA from Lactuca sativa (garden lettuce), 447 nucleotides. The record is from RefSeq and is a predicted model, not a curated record. Lineage: Eukaryota; Viridiplantae; Streptophyta; Magnoliopsida; Asterales; Asteraceae.
AUGGAAGCGGAGCAUGAUGCAAUGCAGAAGGAGAUGGAAUCAGAGCUUUUGGAAAUGCAAAACACGGAUACAAGUGAUAUGAGUGAUGCGAUGAAGAAAGAGAUGGAACUUAAGAUAAUAGAAAAGAAGAAAGAGAUGGAGAGGAAGGAGAUGGAAAUGAAGAAAGAGAUGGAAAGACUGGAGAUGGAGAAGAAGAAAGAGAGGGAAGCGAAGGAGUUACAGAAGAAGAAAGAGAAGGAAGCAAGAGAACUUCAGAAGAAGAAAGAGAGGGAGGAGCAGGAGUUGCAGAGGAAGAAAGAGAGAGAACAGAAGGAGUUGGAGAGGAAGAAAGAGAGGGAGCAGAAGGAAGCGGAGAGGUUGAAAGGGAAGGAACAGAAGGAGGAGGAAAAGAGGAAAUACGAAAACUUCAAGAAUUCAAGUCAUCCUUCUGGCAAACUAAACCCGUAA